Messenger RNA from Penicillium manginii, 219 nucleotides. RefSeq lists its product as uncharacterized. The coding region runs from base 1 to 219 and encodes 72 amino acids. Lineage: Eukaryota; Fungi; Ascomycota; Eurotiomycetes; Eurotiales; Aspergillaceae. Gene Ontology annotation, molecular function: carbon-sulfur lyase activity. The record is from RefSeq and is a predicted model, not a curated record. The transcript has 3 exons.
AUGACCGUUGAAGAUCCAUCAAGCGUGAUGAAGAUCUAUAAUGAUUCGAAUACAGUCUCUAGAAACGUUAUUCAGAGAUAUUUCUGCUCCGGCUGUGGAAGUGGCAUCUUCACAAAGACUCCGAAGGCACCUGGGAAGGUAUUCCUCAAGGCCACCCUCUUCCCAACCGUGGCCCCAAAAGGAGGUGAGGUUUUCACGGAAAGUCAGCUGCGCCUAUGA